CCGAGAAUUCGACCUUACUGGUGUCCCGAUAUGCAUUCCGCACUGUAUGGUUUUUGUUCUUGUUAAUCGUAACCUGAAACAAACCAAAGAGUUCAUUCAUUUUGGCGUCGAAACCAUUGAAUAUAACGCUGUCACUGGGUCCUCAAAUAUUAAAAUGGAAAUAAUCAUUCUUUAUCCGUCCCAAUCCACAAGAUUUAAACAUUUGGGUACUUCAAGAUCAAAUAUUAAAGUAGGAAAUACCUACCUCGUAUCGGGUCUCCUUAAAUUCUCUGAUUCCGGCAAAAUAAUGAUCGAGGCCUCUGAUAUCGAUUUUUCAAAAUUACCUCCUUUAAAUCUUAUACUUCCCGAAAUUUCUUCCUCUACGUCAUCAACUACUCGCUCGAUUAUCGAUAUUAUUGCAGAUGAUAUUGAUUCCAACACUGACCAAUCAUCUACAAAACCUUCUUCUAUUAGGUAUGAUAACAUCCUCGCUUCUAGUUCCUCCGCAACGUUAUCCGCUUCAACUGCUGCUGAUAUUGAAAUUAAUUCAUUGGUUGAAAAGAAUAAUUACAUUGACUUAAAUGCAGAGGAUAACAACUGUGAAUGUGAUUCUGAUCAUAAAUACGAUGAAAAUGAAGAUUCGGAAGAUGAUCAACCUAAGAAGAGGAAAAGGAGUGUAAGAAUCAAUAAGAAGGAUAAAGGGAAAGAAUAUUAUGAAAAAUAA
This is a messenger RNA of Racocetra persica, 703 nucleotides long. Lineage: Eukaryota; Fungi; Glomeromycota; Glomeromycetes; Diversisporales; Gigasporaceae. The record is from the annotation of a GenBank genome assembly.